AAGUUUUCCUUUUAAAUGUUUACUUUUAAAUGAGCUCUAGGCAAUUUCCUGUUUCUGAAACAGACGAAGAGAGCGGACAGUGGCAUUCUGGUUUGCUCGCUCCAUGGCAUUGAUACGCUAGGUUACUUUCAACAAUUUGGUAGAUAGCUAGCCAAUAAAUUUAGCACGUUUAGUCUGUGUAUCUAGGGUGACCAGACGUCCUCUUUAACCCGGACAUGUCCUCUUUUAGAGACCUAAAAAAGGCGUCCGGUAGGGAUUCCAAAUUCGUCCAGGAUUUUGCCUCGUUGGAUAUUUGUGUUUCUCUGUGUCUUUCUCAAACUAGUCAUUACGCUAUUAAAAGUUUUGGAAAGGGUUUUUCCCUUUCGUUUCACCUUCUUGCGCGAGGUCUGACUAGAGAGAAUUGGUAGAUCGCCUUCUCAGUGUUGCCAGAAUGCACAAUAAUUAUCCUGCAAAUACGAUCAUUUUGAGCCUUUGGGACGAUACUUUGCCAUUUCCAAUCUGCCAACACUGAGCACCUUGCCGCCUCCACGAGUUGCAUUGUUUACAACAGCACAUGACGCCUGCAGCCACGUCGAAACGUAAAUCAUCUCCACAUGUCCGUGUUCUCCCAAAGUUAUUCUCCCUGUGGUCGCUUUCUUGCUGCGGGCAACAAUUAUGGGGAGAUAGCAGUGUUCAGUCUCUCAUCGGCUCUAAGCUCGGAUGCAACGGAGUUGAGCAAGAAACCCAUCCUUACUUUUACAGCUCACGAUGGACCGGUUUUCUCUCUCAUCUCCACUGACUCUCACCUGCUCAGCACAGGCAAUGGAGAGAUCAGUGCCUGGAGCUGGGUGGAGCUUAUAAAGAGGAAUACCAAGGCUUCUUGGACAAGAAGGCCAAACUACAAAUCCAGCUUGGAGAUUCCAGAGAUUAACUCCAUGCUCAUCAAUCCUAAAGAUAACAGUCUUGUAGUUGGUGGAGGAGACAAUAACAUCCACGUAAUGGAUAUGGAGCAUGGAGUCUUCAAGUUAGUUCUUCAGGGCCACACAGACUACAUCCACUGUUUGAGUGUGAGAGAGAGGGAGGGAGAGAUUCUCUCAGGCGGAGAGGAUGGCUCUGUGAGGAUAUGGGACAGUCGGACUGGCCAAUCCGUGCACUGUAUUGAAGUUUACAAAUAUGAGACCUGUGCCCGCCCCCAGUAUGGCAAGUGGAUCUCCUGCCUUGCUACAGACUCUGACUGGAUGCUCUGUGGAGGAGGGCCAUCCCUUUCUCUCUGGCACCUUCGAUCCAUGUCUCCCACCUCUGUCUUCCCCCUAGCAGGCUGUCAGCGACAAGCAACCUUCUACCAGGACAUGAUCUUGUCUGUGGGUGAAGGCCAGUGUGUGUCCCACUGUCUUCUGGGGGGCGAAGUGAAAGCCCAGAUUCCCUGCACCCCCCACUCACUCAACACUCUGGCUUUUAACCGCAACAGCACUGAACACAGGGUGCUGACAGUAGGAGGCAGCAGUGACCAAGUAGAUGUAUUUACCAACCUGUCCUAUAGAGCAUUUUCCCUGUCCUUCUAAGGCACAUCUUACCAUAUCGUUGCAAAAUGUGUAAUCUUGCUGAAGUAAUAAAGUGCGUAUAGUAUUUAGAGUAAUCGUAUAUGGAUGGACAUUAGUUAUUAUUGGUGAAAACUGAUGUUUUUUUCUAUGAAAUAUUUGUGUACAUUUGCUUUUUAUUCUCAUGACUAAUUAUUACUGAUCAAGACUGGGGUUUUGUUAUUUUGACGACUUCUGUAAGUUCUGACGACUUUCUGGCAGAUGGACUUGGCUCUUCACCUUUAUGUAAGCAAAUCAAACUAAAGGAAUUUUAUCAGGCUGGAAAUUCCAUGAGGAAUGUUAUCGGGAUCCAAUUGUGUUGGCUGUGGGCAACUGGCGUGAGUGAAGAAGGAAAAGGAGGAGGAGGGAGGUUUUCAGAGAAAGAAGGGCACAUGAUUUAGCAGAAGCAUGUGUGAGUGACUCAACUCAGGUGUGGCCCGAGACAACGGUUCGUGGACCACGACAUUCGGAACUGUCAUUCUUCAAGAACCGCGACGUAUUGAACAUUCUUCUUCAAACGGAAGACUACACAUUCUAACUUCAGUAUUGCGAACCCAGACAUCGCCGCAUUUUGGCAGGAAACAGACAAGCUAGCCACUUCUCUUUCACCCAUAACCAAGGAGAGGAAGUGGAAUCGAGAGAUUGAGACCGGAGGCAGCUCAGUGGAUUAAACUUCUGUCAAAAAUAAGUCUAUUUUUGCUAAGAACUGCCAAUUUGUGUUCCUGUUUCCGGACAGCUAUGAUACCAACACUGGAAGAGCGUAUGGAAAAAAAGAAUGAAUCUUUAACUGUAGUUAAUGACCUCUUUAGUGCGGACAUGGAGGGAGGUGCAAUUGCUUGAUUGAAUAGUCUUGAACUGUGUAGUGGAGACUUUCAAGCAAAGUCCGUACUGCUGCUGCCAUUAAACGUGGGGAACAAAUAUUUUAAAAACCUUAGGAACUAAGUGUUAAAACAAUGCUACAGUGGACUGAGGGGAACAGAAAGAGGAGAAACUGGUCAUGUCUGACUGGAAUGAAUUGGGAAUCCCCGACAUGUGUUAGUGGGAGGAACUGGAACUGAGGUGGGAUCACAGGCCACAGACUCCAAGUUAAAGAAGACUUUGGCACUUUGGGACACGGUGUCAACGGCAAUAGUUGCACAGUGGAGAUCAAUUAGAAAUUCAACAGGAUAAAAAUAAAUACAAAUCUUCUGCCUCUGAACUGCUACAGUAUUUUACAAAAGUUAACUCUAUUGGAUCUAGGGAACACAGGAUUCUGCUGCAG
Hypomesus transpacificus is the source of this 2817-nucleotide messenger RNA. It is a transcript of the gene thoc6, whose product is annotated as THO complex 6. NCBI's taxonomy places the organism in Eukaryota, Metazoa, Chordata, Actinopteri, Osmeriformes, Osmeridae. The coding region runs from base 594 to 1541 and encodes 315 amino acids. Gene Ontology annotation, molecular function: protein binding. Gene Ontology annotation, biological process: mRNA export from nucleus. Gene Ontology annotation, cellular component: transcription export complex; THO complex. The record is from RefSeq and is a predicted model, not a curated record. The transcript is spliced from 14 exons.